This is a messenger RNA of Xiphias gladius (swordfish), 1380 nucleotides long. RefSeq names its product protein phosphatase 1 regulatory subunit 37. NCBI's taxonomy places the organism in Eukaryota, Metazoa, Chordata, Actinopteri, Istiophoriformes, Xiphiidae. The record is from RefSeq and is a predicted model, not a curated record.
AUGACCCACUGUAGUGACAAAGAAAAAGAUGAGCAGCGCGAUGCCAAGGCAGAAAAAACAAAUGAGAAGCAGAAGAGAACUGACAGCUGCCUCACCUUGACAGAGGUAAUGGUGGCCUACCAGCAGAGCUGCAGCAGACACCAGGUCCAACCGAGAGCACGCAUCCUGCAACAGCUUCAGCAGGGCGUGUGUGUAGGUGGCAGUGUGAAAUGUCUGGAUCUCAAAGGUGAGCGAUUAGACCACCGCUCCUGUGAAGCUCUGGAAAUCGUCCUGAAAUCGCUGCACUUUGAUUUCAUCAAUCUGCAAGCCCAACUGGAAGAAAAUGGAGCAUCGUCUAUGCUGGAUAUGAUUUUGUACUAUGAAUCUACAACCCAUCUUGACAUUUCUGACAACAGCAGUAUGGGAACAUCCGGUUGGAGGGCUCUCACUCAGUUGAUAAAGCAGAGUCUGUGUCUGUCCAGACUGGAUGUGUGUAAUGCGCCCAUAGUAGGCUACUGGGCCCUGUCUCUAUCCAAAGCUCUGAUGACCAGCCAGCUCACAGUGCUGCACCUUCAUAAUGCCCAGCUUAGCGGCAUGCCACUAUUCACACUGGUUGUUGCACUGAAGACAAACAGGGCUUUGCAAGAGCUCCACCUUAGCAACAACCUACUGAACAGCUACCAGGAUGCCCUGCAGCUAGGAGACCUGCUACGCUACAACACCCAUUUACACACUCUGGAGCUCAGCACUAAUUUAUUUUUUAAUCCAGGUUUGGAGGAGCUCUGUGAUGGUCUUAGGUGGCAGGUGGCAGGUCUUAAGGUCUUACUGCUGAGGAACAACCAGAUCACUGCAAAAAGCAUGGUCCAUCUGGCCAAGACACUACCAGUGCUGAAGGUCCUGCAGGUCCUGGAUUUGGGUGAGAACCUCCUGGGGAACGAGGGGAUCCAGGUCAUCAGGAUGCCUCUGAUGGUGAACUGCUCAGUGUUGUAGCUCGGCCUAGCCCAAGCCAACAUCACCGGUGAAGUGAGAUUUAAAACUACCUUUAGCAUUCAACGUUUGGACCUCCGUCAGAAUGAGGUGAAGGUUUGGGGGCUGAUGGCCUUGUGUCUGGCCCUGAGGAUCAACUGCUCUCUUGCUAGUCUGGAUUUGGAUCAUGUACCCCCACAGGAACAGUUUGACUUCUGUGGUUUGUUCAAUGAUGAUGACUCACAGGAGAACAAAUUGCGGAAGAGGAUAGAGGUCGGCAAAGAUGAGUUUCUGAUGGAAACUCAGACAAGGCUUCAGUCAGGGAUCGUCCAGUGUUGCCUCACCAAUGCCAGGCUCUCUGGCCUCGCCAUGGAAACCUCUGUGACGUUAUCUGCUGAGGUAGACGGACCAGCUGACAGAAUGACUACAGUUUGA